Amphibalanus amphitrite is the source of this 4148-nucleotide messenger RNA. RefSeq names its product chondroitin sulfate synthase 1-like. Bases 116 to 2464 code for a protein of 782 amino acids. The record is from RefSeq and is a predicted model, not a curated record. Gene Ontology annotation, molecular function: glucuronosyl-N-acetylgalactosaminyl-proteoglycan 4-beta-N-acetylgalactosaminyltransferase activity. Gene Ontology annotation, cellular component: Golgi cisterna membrane. NCBI's taxonomy places the organism in Eukaryota, Metazoa, Arthropoda, Thecostraca, Balanomorpha, Balanidae. The transcript is spliced from 12 exons.
GGGGAAAGGGUGUUCGCGCUGCGCCGCUGUGAGCUGCACUGUUUGGUUACUGCGACUGUGAAGCCAGCGGCGAGGGGAGCCGACUGAGCUGCGUCUGGAGGCGGACUCCGUCACCAUGAGGUCGCUGCGUCGGAUGAACGUUCACUGGGCGGGCUGUGUCACGUCCACCCUUCUGGGCGUCUACAUCGGCAUGCAGUUGUUCGCGCUGCUGCAGGGCGCCGGGCCGCCGCCGCCGCCGGCCGUCCGGCGCCAGGAGGAGGGUACGGCGCGGCACGCCGCCUCGCUGAGGGCGGCGCGGGCGGCGGCGGCGCCGCGCACCACGGCCGCGCCGCCGCCGCCGCCGCCCGGCCCCGACCUGCUCUUUGUCGGCGUGAUGACCGCUGACAAGUUUCUGGACAGCCGCGCCGUGGCCGUGUACGACACCUGGGGCCAGACGGUGCCCGGCAGCCUCGAGUUCUUCACGUCUGAGACCUCCGGCGGACCGGCAGAUCUUCCCAUCGUGCGCCUACGAGGCGUCACCGACCAGUAUCCCCCGCAGAAGAAGUCCUUCAUGAUGCUGAAGCAUAUGUAUGAAAACUACGGAGACAAGUACGAGUGGUUCAUGCGCGCCGAUGACGACGUGUACGUCCGCACCGACCGUCUGGGACGCUUUCUGCGCGGCAUCAAUUCGUCUCAGCCCAUGUUCAUCGGACAGGCCGGCCUCGGCAACAAGGCAGAGUUCGGACGGCUCAGCCUCGCCAGCCAGGACAACUACUGCAUGGGCGGCCCGGGCAUCGUGAUGAGCCGCGCCACGCUAGCGCUCAUCUACCCUCACAUCCGGCAAUGUCUGGCCAACCUGUACACCACCCACGAGGACGUCGAGAUCGGCCGCUGCGUGAAAAAAUACGCCGGCGUCAGCUGCCUCUGGAACUAUGAGAUGCGCGAGAUCUUCUAUCACGACCAGAAGGGCACGGACGCGUUCACUGGCAACCUGAAGGUUCGCAAGUUCCUCGGCACGAUAACGCUGCACCCCAUCAAGGUUCCCACGCUGCUGUACCGUCUGCACAACUUCUUCCUGAGUGAGCAGGUGCAGGAGGAGCAGCGGAAGAAGCUGGAGCGCUACCGUCAGGUGGUUCGCAGCACUCCAGAUGACCAGCUGGACACGCUCAGCCCGCUGACACGCCGUCUCGGAUCGCCGCCGAAGCUCUCCAAGCUGGCCGUCACUGAGCCGGAGCAGGAGCGUCCCUGGGCGCACCUCAACAACCACUACUUCAUGCACACGGAGAAGACGCUGAACCCCAGCUUGACAGCCCAGAUGCACCUGCGAAACGGAGUGACCGACGCCACCAACUCGCUCAUGGAUUACAUGCUCUCCUUCUCUCAGGAGCGCGGCCGGAGCCUAAAGCUGCAGGAGCUCAACUACGCCUACCACCGCGUGGACCCGCUGCACGGAGUGGACAUGGUGCUCGACCUGGUGCUCCAGUACGUCCGCUUCCGCGGCAAGCGGGUGGUGCAGACCGUGCGCCGACACGCCUACAUGCAGCAGCCGUUCGGAGUUCCCGAGGUGCGCGUGGUGCCCCGUCGCGACACGUCUACCGUGGUCAAUGUCGUGGUGGCCGUCUCAAAGAAGGUGAAGCCGUUCUACCGCUUCUGCGACAACCUGGAGGAGAUCGGACUGGACGGCAUGAGGAUCAUCUUCGUCUUCCACGAGAAUGAUGUCAGCGAGGAGGAGAAGGAAGCGACGGUGACUCGGAUGCAGCAGAUGCAGGCCUCAUACGGCGAGUCCAUCUCCAUCAUCAACACGGCUAACACGUUCAACCGCGCCUCCUCGCUGAUGCUGGGCGCCAGCCUGCUUACCGACGACGACCUGGUGCUCUUCAUGGACAUCGACGUGCUAUUCGACGCCGCCGCCAUCGACUCGGUCCGCCAGUUCGUCGUGCAGGGCAAACAGGUCUACUUCCCGAUCGUGUUCAGCCAGUACAACCCGGAGAGUCUGGGACUGGCCGAGGUGGCCGCCGACUCUCCCGAGGUCGACCCGCGCCGCGGCCGCUUCCGCAACUUCGGCUUCGGCAUCUGCGCCGUCUACGUCUCCGACCUGAAGCUGGUGCACGGCCUGGACGAGGGCAUCACCGGCUGGGGCAAGGAGGACGUCGACUUCGCCAACCGGCUGCUCAAGAGCCCGCAGAACUACACGAUGAUGCGCACCACGGAGCCGGGGAUGAUCCACAUCUACCACCCGAUGGCGUGCUCCUCGGCCAACCUCACCCGCGAGCAGCGCGUCAUGUGCGAGGGUUCCACCAGCACGUUCGAGGCGAGUCGCGAGACGGUGGCUCGCGAGGUGCUCUCAGACUAUCGGAUUUUCCCGUUCGCCGAGGCGCGCGCUGCUCAGGAGGCGAUGCGGGUGCGCGCCGAGGCGAAAAAGGCCAAGGAGGCGAAGGCGGAGGCGGCGAAAGCGAAGGCGGCGGCGGCGGCGGCGGCCACGUAGCGAUUCUGGUGACUAGGAGGUGUGGCGAGGGUCGGACAUAUCGCUCGACCGCCGGACGCUGUGAUAGGGACAGGAAGCGGGCCGUCUAUUUAUUGGGGAGCGGCCGCCGCCGCCGCGACCCUGGACGAUACGGAGCUUACGGAACCGAGGUGCCAAGACGUGUGGAGUGAAUGUGGCGGCCGGACCGCCACCGGCUGACCUGUGUGGACCGUCAGAGGGAAGGGAGAGCCGGGCGCACGCCACGGCGCAGCUUCCCGCGACCCCGGAUGGCGCGGCCCCCUAGUGUUGUUUUCCAUGGUGCUCAAACGGAUGUGGCAGAGAUGUGGUUCCUUGGGUGAAGUUUUCAUUUGAAAACAGUAUGCCCUGACCGGUGCUUCCAAUCGGUAUUUCCUCGAUAAGUGCCUUAUUUCAGCGUAUGCAACUCUUCUGCAUCAAUUAUAUCGAUACUUAUCGUGUGGUUGGUAUUCAGGUUCGCACCAGUCACGCGAAUGAAUCACUUAGUGACGAAGGUGUGAGGCUUUCCAUUGCAUUAUUUAUUCUCAGACCCUUGUAUAUUUAUGAUUCAUCUCAUUUACAUUCUGUCCUCCCCUUCCUUCUCGUGUUUGCCUGGCUACUGCUUUUAUUCUUGCAUCACCGCAUUAUUUUGAUUAAUCGUCUUAUUCUGGUUAUAUUUCACUGUUCAGCGACUGUGACUCGAUGUUAUGAGGAUGCGCUAAUCGUUCGGCGUGCACGGCAUGCGGUAACCAGCGAUUUUCUAUAGGCAAGGUACUUGCGAAUUAAUUUUAAUGUUUAGUUUUAAGUCUUGUGAGCAAUCAAACGAAUGACACGUGUGUUUCCGCGGAUUCCUAUCAUGCUCAUAUGUUAUGUGCUUGCGUCGUGAUUGUAUCAUUUACUGGACCGUGUCUGUAUCUACUUCUGGUUGACGGCAUGACAUUCUUCUUUUCGUGCGAUUUAGUAAUUAUGUCUUCAAGAUUCGCACAGAUUGUGUACAUUUUUAUGAGCCAUUCGCUUGAAUCCCAGCUACCGGAAUUACUUUGCUUGAAAAGGAUGACGUCCUAUUAUGAGUUAGCCCAAAGUUACCACACCUUUCGGAGACGUUUCUGUUGACAUCAGUGGCGACUUUCAACCAAAUGUCGAUGUUCCAAGAUGUCUUUGAAGUUCCGGGGUCGCCCAAAAGUGCCUCAGCGUCACCUGUGUGAACUUCACCGUCACCUCUGUGGCGUUUGUCCUCACCCGGGCUCCUAUUUAGUUGUAAAUGUAUCGAAUCGAAUCACAUAUCAUAAGUGUGUGCGUGUGCGCGUGAGUUGCUGAGCGGGGUAGCUGCGGGUAGGCGAUGUAUAGGGGGCAGAGCACAGGGUGCUGGGUGGGGGUGGGGGAGAGGGGCGGCGCGGUGUAUUGUCGAUGAAUACCAGUGUCUUGUAUGCGAUGACUGUGACCAUCCUCUGAUGCCGGAUCGCGGCCAUGCUGUCCUGGUCCGACUGACCGAUAUUUCACUCUGUGAGCGAACUGGGGCGAUCGACCUGCCAUCUAGCACCCACCUGGGCAAUCACCGAGAAUAGCCGGGUCGUGUCUUUCGCUGGUUGCCAAUUGGAUCACUCCGGCUGAUAACUUUAUACUCUUGUGUUCGCAUUCGAUGACUCUGUAUGUGUAUAUGUAGUUUGAUAAAAUAAAUGGAAACAUAUAA